AUGACGGUCCAGCAGCAUGUUCUCAACUGGCUCUAUAGCGUGUUGACCAGCGAAUACCAAGACGUCAAUCGCUGCUACGACGGCAUCGCUCGCGUGCUCAGCAGCUACCCGACCCUCUCGCCGCGCACCGAUGUAUACACCUCGCCUGAUGGCGCCAGCGCGCUGUUGGUGCACCUCUCCGGCACGCUCCCCGUCAACUUCCGCGGCAACACGUACCGAUUCCCGCUCUCGAUAUGGAUACCUCACAGAUACCCCAGAGAACCCCCGAUAAUAUACGUCACGCCGACCGAGUCCAUGGUCAUACGGCCUGGGCAGCACGUCGACCAGCAAGGCCAAGUCUACCACCCGUACCUUGUUGGCUGGCAGCAGUUUUGGGAUAAAUCGACCCUGCAAGACUUUCUCGCAAUACUUGCCGAUCCACCACCGCGAGAUCUACUGUUGGAUGACCCACUAACGGUCGACAUCCCUCCACCGUCUACGGUCAAGGCGCCACCCAUUCCGCCCAACCCAGAAAAGGACCAGCUGCUACGGCAGCUGGCGCAAACACUCGCCUACAUGCGGCAGCAGAGCCGUCAGCAGAACGACUCGUCCAUGGCUGGUCUGCAGGCACAGCGCGCGGCCAUGGAGCACGCCAUGGCCGGCGUCCAGUCGGAGCUGGGCCAGCUCACGCAGCUGUCGAGCGUGCUCUCGUCCAACACCAACAUCCUGCACGACGCGCUGCGCAAGGCCGACGGGGUCAUCGAGGGCUCGGCCAACCACGCAAGGCCGGACAUUGACGAGCUGCUGGUGGCGCCGACGGUGGUGUCCAACCAGCUGUACAGCCUGGUGGCGGAGGAGCGAGCUCUGGGGGACGCCAUCUUUAUGCUGGGGAGGGCCGUCGAACGGGGAAAGAUCCCGCCGGCGGUGUUUGCCAAGACGACGAGAUCGCUGGCACGCGAGUGGUACCUUAAGAAGGCGCUCGCGCGCAAAAUUGCGCAGGGGAUGGGCAUGGGCCUGGGUCCGGGCGGACAAUACUAA
Akanthomyces muscarius is the source of this 1017-nucleotide messenger RNA. RefSeq lists its product as uncharacterized. The coding region runs from base 1 to 1017 and encodes 338 amino acids. The record is from RefSeq and is a predicted model, not a curated record. Gene Ontology annotation, cellular component: ESCRT I complex. NCBI's taxonomy places the organism in Eukaryota, Fungi, Ascomycota, Sordariomycetes, Hypocreales, Cordycipitaceae. Gene Ontology annotation, molecular function: ubiquitin binding. The transcript is spliced from 5 exons. Gene Ontology annotation, biological process: protein transport; endosome to lysosome transport; protein modification process.